UUGAGGACCCCAAGAGGGCGUGGUCUUGGCCGUCAUUGUUGGCGGCGCUGCACCGUUUCCUCCUCCUCCUUCCUCCUCGCGCUUCCCGUGCCUUCCCCCCAGCGCCAGCGGCCCUGGCUGGCAGGUGGUGGCCCCUUCCGUGGAUCCCUUCCCGCCCAGAUGGCUGCUCCGAUGAGCGACGCCCACCGCCAGUUCCUGCAGGCCCUCAUGGCCCUUGGCAUCGCGGAGCGGGCAGAGGCCGGGAGGCUGCACCGCCAGUGCUGUGAGCGACAUCAUGUCUAUUAUGGGCAUGAUAAACUGGAUGACUUCAUCAGCACCUUGAAUGUUCAACUGCAGCCAUUGUUUAUGGAGAUCAGGAAAGGCCUUGCGGAAGACAGCGGCAGGGCCUACUACGCUCUGGUGAAUCUGGCUGAGACUGAAGUCACCAAAAUGGCAAGUGACUACUCUGAAAGCGAACUGGAGUUGUUCAAAAAGACGAUGGAUCUGAUUGUGUUGUCUGGAAGCGGCUUUGUGUCCUCCACAGAGAUUUUGAACUUGGCUGACCAGCUGAAGCCAAAGAAGAUGAAGAAGACAGAGGCUGAACAAGUGCUGCAGAGUUUGGUGCAAGACAAGUGGCUCACGGAAAAAGAGGGGGAGUACACACUGCACCUGCGCUGCAUCCUGGAGCUGGAGGAGUACAUCCUGCGCCACUACCAAGACUCUGUCCACAAGUGCCACAUCUGCCACAGCCUUGCCAUUCAGAGUCAAGUAUGUGAGGACUGUGGGGUUGCAAUGCACCUGCCCUGCCUUGCCAAAUACUUCCAAGCACAAACAGAACCUCGUUGCCCGCAUUGCAAACAGUUUUGGCCACAUCAGAUUCCAGAGGUGAGUCCAGCGGGAUCCCAUCGGCUGUCCAGCACCGCAAAGGAGGGCAGGAGGAUCUCUCUGACGGCUCCAAGGCGACGAUAGCGAAGACUGUGUCCCCUUCCCAUGGGCACAGACGUGCAGCUGGAACAGAGGCCAGCCACACCUGCUAGUCCAGUUUCUUGGAGUCUGAAAUAAAAGUCUUUUGAGGUUUU
Messenger RNA from Rhineura floridana, 1058 nucleotides. It is a transcript of the gene NSMCE1, whose product is annotated as NSE1 homolog, SMC5-SMC6 complex component. The transcript is spliced from 8 exons. Gene Ontology annotation, molecular function: ubiquitin-protein transferase activity. Gene Ontology annotation, cellular component: nucleus; Smc5-Smc6 complex. The record is from RefSeq and is a predicted model, not a curated record. Bases 160 to 948 code for a protein of 262 amino acids. Gene Ontology annotation, biological process: double-strand break repair via homologous recombination; DNA damage tolerance. NCBI's taxonomy places the organism in Eukaryota, Metazoa, Chordata, Lepidosauria, Squamata, Rhineuridae.